CUCUUUUUCACAUCUUAUCGACACUCUUGUGCCCCAUUCCAGGACCACUCUCUAACCAGCUCGAUAGAAGAAUGACCGAGGCGAAGCCCUACGACAUCAAUUCGCUCAAAGUAAACCCAGCACAGGUGCUCGAUUCGUGCAGCGCCCGGCAGGUGUGCGACGGGUGCGGGCGGCGGAUGAAGUUCUUCUGCUACUACUGCUACAAGCCCGUGGCGGACAUUGCCGGCAAGGUGCCGCAGAUCCGGCUUCCGUUCAAGCUGACGGUGCUCAAGCACCCAGGUGAAAACGACGGCAAGUCCACGGCACUGCACGCCAAGGUGAUUGCGCCUGAGGACGUGCAGGUCACGAUUUACUCGGAGGACGUCCUGUCGGAGAUUGACACGGAGCGCACGGUGCUGCUGUUCCCGGGACCCGACGCGACCGACAUUAGCGAGGUAGACCCGGCGUCGUACGACCAUGCAAUUGUCAUCGACGGUACGUGGCAGCAGGCGCGCGGUAUGGUGCGCAAGGACUCAAAGUUGCACAAGAUCCCCAAGGUCACGAUCAAGCCACGCAAGACGCGGUUCUGGCGGUUCCAAAAGUAUGACGAGAGCUAUCUGGCAACGAUCGAGGCGAUUUACUUUUUGUACCGCGACAGCAAGGGAGAGGCGUACGAGGGCGAGUACGACGCACUGAUGUACUUUUACAAGUACUUCUACGACCUGAUCCAGAACGACUACGCGGCGAACACGCACAAGACGUUCACGCACCGGCACCAGGAAGGGUAUAUCUCGUACGAGACGGCCACACCACGGGCUAUUCCGCGGACAUCGGAUGGGAAGCAGUGGGAGGGCAGUGGAAUCCAACUUGAGGACGCUGGUGUCUCUCUGGGCGAAAUGCUCCAAGAUACCGGCGCAGAGUAACAGCUAAACGGGAAAAUAAAUGUUUAUUUC
Messenger RNA from Linderina pennispora, 932 nucleotides. Its product is annotated as DTW-domain-containing protein. The transcript has a single exon. The record is from RefSeq and is a predicted model, not a curated record. Bases 72 to 902 code for a protein of 276 amino acids. NCBI's taxonomy places the organism in Eukaryota, Fungi, Kickxellomycota, Kickxellomycetes, Kickxellales, Kickxellaceae.